This is a messenger RNA of Alosa sapidissima (American shad), 1509 nucleotides long. Its product is annotated as protocadherin alpha-12-like. Gene Ontology annotation, biological process: homophilic cell-cell adhesion. The record is from RefSeq and is a predicted model, not a curated record. Lineage: Eukaryota; Metazoa; Chordata; Actinopteri; Clupeiformes; Clupeidae. The transcript is spliced from 3 exons. Gene Ontology annotation, molecular function: calcium ion binding. Bases 1 to 1425 code for a protein of 474 amino acids. Gene Ontology annotation, cellular component: plasma membrane.
AUGGACAAUGAUUCUGUUCUUCUCUUCAUGGAACUUGUCUUCCGGUCAGAUUGUAUACUCCGUAGCAGAGGAGAUGGAGGAAAGCCUCCUAAAUUUGGGAGAUUAGAUAUACAAAUUGAUGUUUUGGAUAUCAAUGAUAACUAUCCUGUUUUCAGUAAACCACUUUACAAAGUGCAAAUACCUGAAAAUGUUUCUUUUGGAACAAAAAUACUUUCCGUUACCGCAACAGAUGCAGAUACAGGUGUAAACAGCGAUAUUACAUUUUCAUUUGCUGGACAUGGAAAUUCGCAGAUUUAUGAUUUAUUUUCUAUAAAUCCUGAUACAGGCGAAAUUCAGAUAAAUGGUCAGCUUGAUUUCGAGGAAAACCCUGCAAUAGAAUUGCGUGUGGCGGCAAAAGAUAAAGGUUCCUCACCUAGGACUACGCAAUGUAAAGUUUUAGUGGAAGUUAUAGAUGUGAAUGAUAAUGUGCCUGAAAUAACAGUGACGCCUCUAUUGCAAAUGGUGAAAGAAGAUACAAAGGCUGGGACAGCUGUCGCUUUAGUUGCAGUGUCGGAUAAAGAUGGAGGUAAAAACGGAGAGAUGAAGUGCAUACUUAAAGGCGACGUUCCAUUCAAACUUGAAACUAAUUACGAGAAUUAUUAUUCGUUAGUUGUAGAUGGACCUUUAGACAGAGAGAAAUAUUCCAGCUACGAUCUCUCUAUUGUAACCACAGAUGGCGGCAGCCCGCCUCUCUCCAGCUCUAGUGAUUACACUAUGUAUGUUUCUGAUGUUAAUGACAAUGCACCUCGAUUCCCACAACCUCUGAUAACUGUUUAUAUAAAGGAAAACAGGCCAGUGGGGAGUGUUAUCACAGCAGUAACAGCUUCUGAUCCAGAUCUCGAUGAAAAUGCAAAGGUGUCUUACUCUUUGGUUGACAGUAAAAACACUGAUACAUCUGUAACCUCAUUUAUUAGCCUUAAUUCUCUCAGUGGUGAAAUAUUCAGUUUACAGUCGUUUAACUACGAGGAAAUGAAAAAGUUCACGUUCCAAGUGCAGGCAACAGACUCUGGUGUCCCUUCAUUAAGUGGUACUGUCACUGUGCACGUUCUCAUCCUGGAUGAAAAUGACAACAGCCCCGUUAUUCUCCCGCCGUAUUCUGACCAAGGCUCCGUGAACUCUGAGAACAUCCCCUACUCUGCGGAAGCGGGCUACUUUGUGGCCAAGAUCAGAGCUGUGGACGCUGACUCUGGCUACAAUGCGCUUCUCUCUUAUCAAAUCUCUGAACCUAAAGGCACGAACCUCUUCAGAAUCGGAACCAGUUCUGGAGAAAUACGAACUAAGAGAAGAAUGAGUGACAGUGACUUCAAGACACACCCCUUAGUGAUAAAGCAGCUGCAGCGCCCCCAUGAUCACCACUCACCCAGACGGGAGCUGGUCUUACUCUAAAACUACCCAGCAGUAUGACGUGUGUUUUAGCUCAGACACACUGAAGAGUGACGUGGUGGUGUUCCCAUCACCAUUUCCGCCUGC